AUGCCCACGCUGAAUCAAAGCUGCAAGCUCUGGGCCUGCGGGCGGCGGCGGCGCCGGCACAGGCCGAGGCGCGGCGGUGCUCGCGUCCUCGGCGUAGGCGCGGCGGUGCUGGCGUCCUCGGCGGAGGCCAUCGGUGCUCCCCCCUCCCCCGAACUCGGCUCCACCCACAGAAAGCGGAGUUCAGGGAGAGGACGAGCGCUCGAGGCCAUCGAGGCCGGGAGGAAGAAGGUCUACGAGGCAAAGGUCUGGGUCAAGCCGUGGCUCGACUUCAAGGAGCUCCAGGAGUUCGUCCACAAGGGGGACGCCACCACCUUCACCAGCGCCGACCUCGGCGCCAAGAAAGGUUCGCGCUCCCGCUUAUGCGACCUUGCUAUUGCUGUUGCAGCUGCUCUCUGA
Panicum virgatum (switchgrass) is the source of this 396-nucleotide messenger RNA. RefSeq lists its product as uncharacterized. Lineage: Eukaryota; Viridiplantae; Streptophyta; Magnoliopsida; Poales; Poaceae. The record is from RefSeq and is a predicted model, not a curated record. Gene Ontology annotation, molecular function: cysteine-type endopeptidase inhibitor activity. The coding region runs from base 1 to 396 and encodes 131 amino acids. The transcript has a single exon.